Messenger RNA from Ustilaginoidea virens, 672 nucleotides. RefSeq lists its product as uncharacterized. The coding region runs from base 1 to 672 and encodes 223 amino acids. NCBI's taxonomy places the organism in Eukaryota, Fungi, Ascomycota, Sordariomycetes, Hypocreales, Clavicipitaceae. The transcript has a single exon. The record is from RefSeq and is a predicted model, not a curated record.
AUGAACUCGCCUCCUGGCGGAGUCAAAACCGCCCCGCAUAGCAGACUGGCAUCCGAAACCCUUACCAACCGGCUUGAAAACCUGGCCGAAGCCCAGCAAAACGCAACCCCAGAGCCCGAAGACGCGGAAGAUGCCGAAGAGUCCUACAGAUGGAGAUGCGAAGAGCUGCGUAACCAUUUCACACCAGCCGAAGCCGAAACGUACCGGAAUGAUAUCGCUAGCUCUGCAUAUUGGAUGGUGGAGUACAAUCAGUACAAGACAGCCCUAGAGGACAUGAUGUUGCAGAGGGCUCGGGCUGCCCAGGCUAGGGAUCUUGCCAUUUGCCCCUGGCAGGCUCUCGCAAUGUCCUACAAAGGCGUUUUAAAGCGCUGCGGGCUCUCUUUGGCGGGGGCGAAGGAAAUCCGACAUUCUAUCGACGACCAAAUGUAUUGGCGGCUUGAGGCAGAGGUUUACCAACAACGCGUGGCGAGCCAGGAAGCCGGGAUGAGAGCACGUCAAAUGGGCGAGCGUAAGAAACAGCCGUCGCCUAGGCAGGCGGUACAGAAAGGUCGACCUCGGCCAAUAAACCAGAAACGGCCGCCAGAGGGCGGCAUUGCGAGGAGGACAAGGUCACAGACCAAGACUUUAGCCAAGGCAGGAGUGGUGAAGCGCGUAGAAAGAGUUCGGCGCUAA